Messenger RNA from Diorhabda carinulata, 1902 nucleotides. RefSeq lists its product as uncharacterized. NCBI's taxonomy places the organism in Eukaryota, Metazoa, Arthropoda, Insecta, Coleoptera, Chrysomelidae. The record is from RefSeq and is a predicted model, not a curated record. Bases 545 to 1000 code for a protein of 151 amino acids. The transcript is spliced from 4 exons.
CAGCACAGUGUCGUUAUAAUGACGUCAAUUAUUGGACAUUAUUAGUCGGCGACGUCGUAGACCAAUAAGCGACGUCCAUAUGACGUGACAUUUCAGAUGUCAUUUUGACGUCGUCUAGAGACGUCUUUCGUACGUUUGUUUUCGGUCGUUUUAAGUGCUUUUUAAUCAACUAUAAAAAAAAUUAGAACGAAAGUUUAUUACAAAAACUAAGCCCUAUACGUGCUUUAUAAAAAAUUGUACAUUUUAAAUUGUUGUUUACCUAAAAUUUGGAUAUAAAUAUAAAUUCAUUAAUUAGCAAUGAAAAUACUAAACUGACGUUUUAAGUGGAAAUGCAAUUUGAAUUUAAAGAUGAAGUGAGAAUGUUGUAAUUAACAAUUAUUUAACUAUUUUAUUAGUAGGAAACAAUUAUUUUUAGCAUCGAUUCCUGUCGAGGCUGUCGACCAAGAUUUAAUUUUGGCGCGUUUUUAAUCGAAAUGCCACGAUACGAUACGAGACGUGCAGGCGCAUGCGUGCUGGACUGCUGGUGUGAACGCGUGUGCGCGUAAUGGCGGACGGCAGCAAAAAGUUGUUUGGCUGGAUCCGAAAACAAGAUCGCAGUGGCAAUCACGCCAGUAAUACAGAUUUACCAGAUGAUAUAGGCGUACAGUUUCCUUUGAAUUCUCAAGAGGAUAUUACCAAAUUGGAAACAUACCUGAGUGAAAAAAAUAAUUGCCUGGCUUUGUCGGCAUAUCUAUCGACUUUUGGAGGGAGAGAUUUUACUGGACAUACAAACCGGAUUUUAAAUUUUUUGUUCACUUAUUCUCUUGCAACUAAUUGGAAUUUUUGUGGCAAACGAGGUGAGAAAAAGGCUUUUAAAAACUUAAACGUAAAGGAUGUGAUUAUUGGUGCUGUAAGAAAAAGCUCCCCUCUAGUCAGUCAGAAAGAAAUAGAAGAUACCAUCAAGGUGUGGUUGAAACAUGCACCAGAGAAAUUGAAAAAGCAGCAGCAUGGCAACCCGUAAGAAAAAAAGUGUUGUUAGUCAAAGACAACUCUACAGAAGGGUGGCAGAAGCAAAUUUAGCACCUGUGAGUCAGAAUUGUUAUAAUACAUCUUUAAUAGUUAAUAAUGAUUCCAAUGAAUCAUCAAAUUCCGUUUUUUUUGCUGAUUCAAUGUGUGAAAGUGAAAAUGACACCUGUUCCUCAAGAGAUUUAGAUUUUAAUGUAAACUCGCCUAAUGAAAAUUUGCUCUUCAAUGAUGCGACGUUAUACAACCAUUUGACUUCCUAUUCCAGUAACGUGCCCCCUAACGAUUUAUUUCCUAAUGAACCGCCGCCUAGCGAUUUGGAUUCGAAAUUGUCAAACUGGGCAGCUUCAAGGUACGUUCGACGUACAGUAGUUACUCAUCUCUUGCAUAUCUUGCAUCCAUACCAUAAUGAGUUACCGUUAGACAGUCGAACGCUGCUGAAAACGCCCAGAGAAACGAAAACAAAAUCGUUGUUAAAUGGCGAAUAUUGUCAUUUUGGACUUGUUAACGCUUUAAAAUUAAAGUUAUUGUCAGUACCUAAUAUUUCUCAGUACAGCAUUAUCAACAUUUCAUUUAAUGUAGAUGGACUGCCCAUUUAUAGAAAUGGUCAGAAACAUGAUCUCUGGCCCAUUUUAGCACUUGUAAAAAAUUUUAAGAGUGAGCCGUUUGUUGUUGGUUCUUUUUUAGGAAGUGGCAAACCAAAUUUAUUGUCAGCGUUUUUAGAAGAUUUUUUAAUUGAGUUAUCGAACUUACUUACCACGGGCAUUGAAAUUAAUAAUAAUAUCCAUGAAGUAAAAUUUCACAGCUUUGUUUGCGAUGCUCCUGCGCGCGCAUAUCUGAAAUGUGUGAAGACCCAUUCAGGGUAUAGUUCCUGUGAAAGGUGCGAAACUCUGGAGAACA